AUGGAAGCUGUGGCUAUUGAAGGCGUAAAAUUUAUACUGGAGAAGUUGUUUGCUGUAGCUGCUGAAGAAAUCAAUCUUGUGCGUGGUUUCAAGAACGAACUAGCAAACCUAAAAAAAUACUUGGAAAAGGUCAACCAAGUCUUGGAAGAUGCUGAGAAGCGCGAAAUCACUGAGAAGGCUGUUAAAAGCUGGCUCAAGGACCUCAAAGAUGUUGCGUAUGAUGCCGACAAUGUUUUGGACGAGAUCAAAUAUGAAGAUUUGCGUCGUACGAUAGAGAUCCAGGACGAGAUUAAGCCAAAUGGAUGUUUAAACUUCCCUUGCUGUACUACUACCACUCUGACAUUUCAAAGGGAGAUGGCUCACAAAAUCAAAGGCAUAAGUGCCAACUUCAAAAGGAUGAACAACGAAGCUGAUAGCCUUGGCCUCAACAGAGUUAAAGAUUAUCCUCUUGCAAAGCCUCUCGUGAUAGAAACUACCAGCUUCACUGUUGAUCCAAUUGUCAUUGGAAGAGAAACUGAUGAAUCAGAAAUUCUGGAGACGAUAACCAGCUCAAUCAAUAAUGUCCUUUCGGUCCUUCCCAUAGUCGGAAUGGGAGGGCUUGGCAAGACGACUUUAGCACGCAACAUCUUCAAGCACCCUCGUACACAAACCCAUUUUGACAUAAGGAUUUGGGUCUGUGUAUCAGAAAAUUUUGAUCAGCUGAAUCUUUUUAAAAGGAUCCUGGAAUUAUUAUUGAACCAAAAAUUUGAUGGAGAUAGCUUGGAAGCUGUUGUUCAAAAGACUGCAGAGGAAUUAAAAGACAAAAGAUACAUGAUUGUUCUUGAUGAUUUAUGGAAUGAAGAAACACAUGAAUGGAAUGAUUUCAAAAAUACUCUGGUGGGAGUUAGCUCCAAUAAAGGAAAUUUCAUUAUCAUCACCACACGUAAGGAAAAGGUGGUAUCUAUUGUGAACAAUUGCGAUCAACCAUGUCGCUUGAGGUCAUUGACAGAAGGUAAUUGCUGGUCCAUAAUCAGAACAAUGGCAUUUCAAGGUCAAGAAGUACCAGAAAAAUUUGCGAUUACUGGAUUGGAGAUUGCUCGCAAAUGUAGAGGUUUACCUCUAGCAGCAAAUGUGAUUGGAAGAGUUUUGCAAGGAAAGGAAAUAGAAGAGUGGGGCUUAAUUCUACAGUCCGGGCUUUCAAAUCUUGAGGAUGGUGAGAAGGGUGUGUUGCAAGUCUUAAAGGUAAGCUAUGAUCGCUUACUUUCUGCAUCGGUGAAAAAAUGUUUUGUCUAUUGUUCACUAUUUGUCAAGGAUUCGGUCAUGGAUAGAGAAGACUUAAUCCAGCUAUGGAUGGCGGNAAUCCAGCUCUGGAUGGCGGAAGGACUUCUCCCGAAUAACCAAGAAAGGGAGAUGGAGACCACAGGCAAUAAUUUUUUUAAUAUUUUGUUGCAAAAUUUCUUCUUCCAAGAGCCCGAAAAGGACGAGUAUGGCAAUAUCAUAAGCUGCAAGAUGCACGAUCUUGUCCACGAUCUUGCAUGUUCAGUUUCGAAAUCAGAAAUUUUCAUGAAUAUGGAUGGUCGUACUGCUGAUGACAAUCUUCAAGUUAGACACCUUGCAAUAGAAUCAAUUGGAGAGGAAACACGCAAGGACAUGAAAGAGAAAGAAAGUUAUCUCCGCACAUUGUUCUUGAGAAGCAGCCUACCAGAUGAAAUUUUGCCGUACUUCAAGCAUUUGCAUUCUCUAAAGCUAUGUGAAGCAGAUAUUGAAGAAUUGCCAACAUCAAUUGGCACGUUGAAACAUUUGAGAUAUCUUGAUGUGUCCAAAAAUUAUAAUCUCACCACUCUACCAGAAUCUGUUUCCAAGCUCUACAAUUUGCAAACCUUGAGGAAUCUACACAACUUCAGCUUUCGAAGACUUCCUAGAGAUCUGCAAUUCUUGAUUCGCUUAAGGCAUCUCUGUUUUGAUGAUGUUCACGAUGAUUUCGAGAUGCCACCUAAAAUUGGAAGUUUAUCUUGCCUUCAAACAUUACCAUUAUUUUGUGUGAGUGACAAGGAAGGUUGUCGAAUCGAUGAGCUAGGAAAGUUGAAGAAUCUUAAGGGCACACUACAAAUACGGAAUCUGGAAUUGGUGAGCGGCAAAACAGAAGCUGAGCAUGCAGAUAUGGCUGGAAAGCUAAACAUUUAUAAGCUACACUUUCAUUGGAGAUCGUCAACGGAUUCCACAGAAAGUAACAUCAAUGACGAGAGUGUACUUGAAGGGCUGCAACCUCAUGAAAAGCUAAAAAGCCUAAGGAUUCAAGGAUUCCAAGGUAAAGACUUUCCAUUUUGGACUAGAAAUAUGGGAAUAUAUAAAGGCAUCGCUGGCCGUCUGGUGAUAUUUGAUAAAUUGAUCGAGAUCAAAAUUGGUGAUUGUUACAAAUGCGAAGAAAUCCCAAUGCUCGGCCACCUACCACUCCUCAAGUAUCUAAAACUCAAAAAUCUGACAAAUGUAAGAUCGAUAAGACCAUCAUUCUAUGGAGAGAGUGAUUGCAGCUCAACUAGCAGCAACGAUGGCCAAGGAACAAGAGUAUCAUUCCCGUCACUUAAACAUCUUCAAAUAGAAAUACCGAACCUAACAGAGUGGGAAGCAGCACAAACGAGCAGAAUGCAGGUAUUUCCUUGCCUUGAAUAUUUGAUGUUAUAUCAGUGUGAAAAGUUGACUCAUGUUCCCCACCUGCGAGGCAGCGGAGCUUCUCUUAAAGAGAUGAGAAUUUUGUGUUGUGGUGAAUUGAGGGAAUUACCCUAUGACCUAGGCAGCCUCCAGUCUCUUGAGACAUUGCACAUAUCGAAUUGUCGAAAUCUGCAAUCAAUUUUGUAUCAAAAUGGACAAGAAGGCCUCCAUUCCCUUCGGAGCUUGGACAUUCGUGAGUGUAAUGAGUUGAGCAAUCUGCCAAAUGAAAUGCUAGAGUGUAGUAAGUCUCUACAGCGUAUAUCUGUGCAGGGAUGCCCGAAUCUCACUUCGCUUCCUGAAAUGAAUGGGAUGGGAUCCCUACAGAAUCUAAUUGUUAUUCGAUGCAAUAAUCUCACUUCGUUUCCUAAAUUGAGUGGGAUUGGAUUCCUUAACAGCUUAAUAGAAUUGAAGAUUGGGAAAUUCUCAAAUUCAAUGCACUUCAGUUCAUUUCAAGACUUUCUCGACGGUAUCGAACAAAUAAAAUCACUUGAGAAAUUACGGUUGGAAGGUCAAGCAGAUUGGGUCUCUCUACCAGAUCAGCUUCAACAUCUAACUUCCCUGAAAAAAUUGACAAUAUGGGAUUUUGGAAUGGAAGAAUUGCCCAAUUGGUUUGGGAAUUUGUCAUCUCUUGAACAACUAAAUCUACAUAGGUGUAAAAAGCUUAGGCAUCUAGAGUUGACUGGUUGCUGUAAUCUGACAUCAAUUCCUGAAAUGAGUGGGAUGGGAUCUCUACGGCAUCUGAAGGUGUUUGGAUGUGAUAAUCUCACUUCGUUUCCUAAAUUGAGUGGGCUUGGAUGCCUUAAUAGCUUAACAGAAUUGACGACUGGGGAAUUCUCAAAGUUCAAUUCAUUUCAAGAUUUUCUCGACGGUGAAAUUCAACCAAAGAAUAUCGUGAACCAAAGAUUGAGAUUUGUUGUGUCAGUUGCUGAGAGAGAGGUCCUCAUUUUGAGUGGCCAAAGAUUUCUCAUAUUCCUCAUGUAUAGAUAA
Molecule: messenger RNA, 3675 nt
Organism: Fraxinus pennsylvanica
Lineage: Eukaryota; Viridiplantae; Streptophyta; Magnoliopsida; Lamiales; Oleaceae
Source: the annotation of a GenBank genome assembly